GAGGAUUAGAUAUUGUUGGUAAUAACUUUGGCAAAAGCACUGAAAGACAGUAAUUUGUCCUAAAAUGUGGGCCUUCUUGGUGCUCACUCUUACCCUCACUGUGAGGGCGUCAGAAAAUAACAACACAGCAGCUGAAGAAAAACUUGUCAUAGCCAGAGGUAAACUGCUGGCUCCCAGUGUGGUCGGAUGAGGCAUAAAGAAAAUGCCUGAGCUCCAUCAUUUUCUCAUGGAGCGCUGGGCUCUGUACCACAACUUGGAGUAUGAUUCAUCAGAGGAGAAGAAUCCCCGUCUGAUACUGUAUAACGAAAAGGACGAGGUUGUAAAGACUGUUCCUGUGAAGAAAAUGAAGGCAGACGAGAUCAGCAGCCUGUUAGACUCACUGGGUUUCUACAAGAGGUCCCAGAAAGGGGAAGAGGUGCCAGAGGAGUUCCAGCAUUUCCCCCUGCGCGCCCCCAGGGACGAGCUGUGACGACACCUUGUGGCCAAACUCUGCCACUGCACCCGGGUAGCAUUAAUGACGUGUGGGGCUCCAAGGCCAAAAUGAUAAGCCAGGCACCAUUCUGAGGACUUGCUGGCCGGAUGCUGUGUGCAGGGUGUUAGUCAAUGAUGUGUCAUUCUGUUAAUAUGCUGAAUUUAAAUCAAUAGCAAAAACUGGCUGUAAAACACCACAAUAAAUGUUUGGAUGGAUCA
Molecule: messenger RNA, 690 nt
Organism: Lates calcarifer (barramundi perch)
Lineage: Eukaryota; Metazoa; Chordata; Actinopteri; Centropomidae
Gene: selenoe
Product: selenoprotein e
Exons: 4
Source: RefSeq, a predicted model, not a curated record